GCAGUAGAUCCAACAUGGAGGACGGUGGAGUUGUAGUGGAGAGAGCGCCGGAGGAUGUUCCUGCCGUGCUCAGCUCACGGCCCCAUACCGCCCUGUCCUUCCUGGCUCCAGAACCUGAAGACCUGGAGGAUCUGUACAGCAGAUAUAAGAAGCUGCAGCAGGAGCUGGAGUUUUUGGAGGUGCAGGAGGAGUACAUCAAAGAUGAGCAGAAGAACCUGAAGAAGGAGUUCCUCCACGCUCAGGAGGAGGUGAAGAGGAUCCAGAGCAUCCCCCUGGUCAUCGGCCAGUUCCUGGAGGCCGUGGAUCAGAACACGGCCAUCGUGGGCUCCACCACAGGUUCGAACUACUACGUGCGGAUCCUGAGCACCAUCGACAGGGAGCUGCUGAAGCCCAACGCCUCGGUGGCCCUGCACAAACACAGUAACGCCCUGGUGGACGUCCUUCCCCCGGAGGCCGACAGCAGCAUCAUGAUGCUCACCUCAGAUCAGAAGCCGGACGUGAUGUACGCCGACAUCGGUGGGAUGGACAUCCAGAAGCAGGAGGUGCGGGAGGCCGUGGAGCUGCCCCUCACACACUUCGAGCUCUAUAAACAGAUUGGCAUCGACCCGCCCAGAGGGGUUCUGAUGUACGGACCGCCCGGCUGUGGAAAGACCAUGCUGGCUAAAGCCGUCGCUCACCACACCACAGCGGCGUUUAUCCGAGUGGUGGGCUCCGAGUUUGUUCAGAAGUAUCUGGGCGAGGGGCCGCGGAUGGUACGGGACGUGUUCCGACUGGCUAAGGAGAACGCCCCGGCCAUCAUCUUCAUCGACGAGAUCGACGCCAUCGCCACCAAGCGCUUCGAUGCACAGACCGGAGCUGAUCGAGAGGUGCAGCGGAUCCUCCUGGAGCUGCUGAACCAGAUGGACGGAUUCGACCAGAACGUGAACGUGAAGGUGAUCAUGGCCACUAACCGAGCCGACACUCUUGACCCGGCUCUCCUGCGCCCGGGACGUCUGGACCGUAAGAUCGAGUUUCCUAUGCCGGACCGGAGACAGAAACGUCUGAUCUUCUCCACCAUCACCAGCAGUAUGAACCUGUCCGAGGAGGUGGACCUGGAGGACUAUGUCGCACGGCCGGACAAGAUCUCAGGAGCAGAUAUCAACUCCAUCUGUCAGGAGGCGGGCAUGCUGGCGGUGCGAGAGAACCGCUAUAUCGUCCUGGCUAAGGAUUUCGAGAAGGCCUACAAGACGGUCAUCAAGAAGGACGAGCAGGAACACGAGUUCUACAAGUAGAUCUUCAGCCCCGCCCUGAUUUAUUACUUUUCGGGCUUUAUUUGUACGUGUGGCGUCGACGUCUUCGCGUCUGUACUCGAACCUGCUGGGUUUAUCAGUACAGGAAUAUAAACACACACACACACACACACACCACAUAAUACACACUUCAAAGAGAUCCAAUAAAAUGUUUUUCAUAAAGAUAAUAUAAAUACACUCUCAUUUCUGUAUUUUCAACUUGUUCAUGUCCUUAUUAUUAAUGGAAACUGUUAGUAAUUGUCUUUGUGCCGGAGCUCCGUCUCGUUUUUAUAGUUUUGUGUGCGUUUCCUUCAAGCCGCCAGCAGGUGGCGCACAAAGUUCAUACAACAAUUCAAUUUCUGUGCGUUUUGCCGUCGCUUUAUCCUGGUCAGGGUUGCAGUGCGGACCCUCACAGGUGGUCUGGAUUGUGGGAGGAAACCGGAUCACCCGGAGGAAACCCACACAGACACGUGACACGGAAAGAACUCGGGCUGCCUGGCAGGGGAAUCGAACCCAGGACCUUCUCGCUACCUCGUUCCGAUUCUGGAGAAGCGCCACUGUGACCUUGAUCAGGAUAAAGCGCCGGUAAAACAUGAAUAUGUAAGAAUGCUUAACGUCUGCCUCGUGCAUAACAUCCAUGCUGACCAAGGAGAGCCACAGACUAGCACACGCUCCAUCCUGGGUGCAGCACCAGCACACACAUGCGUUGUUUAUUUCUAUUUCUUAUGAUAGGGGUUAUUAAUUAUUCUUUUUUUUUUAUUCCCACUUAUACCAAUAAACAUGAUCCUCCAAAGGUACAAAUAAUAUCUAGUAGUUUAUAAUUAAUAAUAAAAUCUUGCUCAUGUUUA
Messenger RNA from Trichomycterus rosablanca, 2116 nucleotides. RefSeq names its product proteasome 26S subunit, ATPase 4 (gene psmc4). The transcript is spliced from 11 exons. Gene Ontology annotation, cellular component: proteasome regulatory particle, base subcomplex. Gene Ontology annotation, molecular function: ATP hydrolysis activity; proteasome-activating activity; ATP binding. Gene Ontology annotation, biological process: proteasome-mediated ubiquitin-dependent protein catabolic process. The record is from RefSeq and is a predicted model, not a curated record. Bases 15 to 1271 code for a protein of 418 amino acids. Lineage: Eukaryota; Metazoa; Chordata; Actinopteri; Siluriformes; Trichomycteridae.